This is a messenger RNA of Olea europaea var. sylvestris, 4554 nucleotides long. RefSeq lists its product as uncharacterized. Gene Ontology annotation, biological process: protein ubiquitination. Gene Ontology annotation, molecular function: ubiquitin protein ligase activity. NCBI's taxonomy places the organism in Eukaryota, Viridiplantae, Streptophyta, Magnoliopsida, Lamiales, Oleaceae. The coding region runs from base 199 to 3111 and encodes 970 amino acids. The transcript has 16 exons. The record is from RefSeq and is a predicted model, not a curated record.
GUAUUAAAUGGUCCAUCCAAUUCCUGAUUUCCUCCUCCCCCUUGAAAUGCCCAAUUCUAUUAAAACUUAAGGUUAAACUUUAAACUGAAAAUUAGUAAAUUACUAUUGAAAAGCUCGAGAAAUUCAAUUUUGUUAAUAUUUUAAGUUUCUAUCAUUGUCUGAUCAAAGAGGGGUUUUUAUAGCUGUAAUUGUGAAGCUAUGGAGGUGGAAUUGGUUACCGAUGGUAUGUCGGAGGAUGAAAAUUACGUUGCCGAUGAUAUUAACGUUGAUGAGUAUCUGAACCUCGAGGGUGAAAGAUGUGGGAUUUGCAUGGAUGUUGUAAUUGACAGAGGCGUCAUCGAUUGCUGCCAACAUUGGUUCUGUUUUGCAUGCAUUGACAACUGGGCUACCAUCACAAGCCUAUGCCCACUUUGCCAGAAUGAGUUUCAACUGAUAACUUGUGUGCCCGUAUAUGAUACAAUUGGUAACAACAAGAUUGAUGAGGAUUCAUAUCAAAGAGAUGAUGAUUGGAGCAUUGAAGGGAAAAACAACACCCUUUCUUUUCCAUCAUACUAUAUUGAUGAAAAUGCAGUUGUGUGCUUGGACGGAGAUGACUGCAAAAUUCGGAAUGGAUUGAUUGCUAUUGAAGAAGAUUCAGAUAUUGAUACAUCCAUUGCUUGCGAUUCAUGUGAUAAAUGGUAUCAUGCUUUUUGUGUGGGAUUUGAUCCUGAAGCCAUAUGUGAGAACUCCUGGCUCUGUCCAAGGUGUGUAGUGGAUAUGCCACAGAAGUUAGCUGAGAUUUCAGGAUUAAGUUCAAGCAACAAGCAUGAUGAUACAAGCUUAACUGGUGAUUGUUCGAUGGAAGCUUCUUUAGCAGGAAGAGUAUCGAUAUCUGUAGCUGAUGUUGGGGAGACAGCUGUAGUUGUCUCACUAGUUGAAAGAAACCAGAGUGAAGAAUUAAGUGUCUCAGCCUUACACGGAAAGGACACAGAAAACACAUUUAUAUCUGCUUCCCUAGCUGAUAUGCCGAAGUUGGAAGCACCAUCGAGCAGUAGUGCUUGCACAGUACCAAACUUCGGGGGACAAGAACUAGAGCUUUACCUAAAUACGGAUGAUGAAGAGAUAAGAAGACCAAGAUGUUUGAUGAACAAAUUUUCUGAUUCUGGUUUAGAUUGUAAUUUUGGUUUAUCAGUGGGCACAUCUACAGCUGUCGACGUGAUACACAAUAAAAAUGCUGAAGAUCAGGUGCCUGGAUAUGUGGAACUGAAAAAUAGUUCGGAGGAAUCCCUUUUACCAGCUGACAAUGUGAUGCCAGAUAAUAAGGAAGUGCUUUCAGUUGACAAUGUAACAUCAGAUGCAAGAAAUAAUGUGGUUGGAAUUAGUGGUUCUAAGAGAAAGCAAAGAGAUAACAGGUUGUUACAGUUAAUCAAACUUAUCUUUUUUAGUUCUCACCAAGUAAUAUGCUUUAAAUGUUGUUGGAUUCCCAAAAUGCUGUGUUCCGAUUCAUUUUGUGCUCUAAAUCCAAUAUUGACCACAAGGAUUCAGGUGCCUAUGCUUUAUUGGCUGUACAAAGAAAAAGAAAGAAUGGGGAAAGAAGAAGAUCCCACAGUAGAAGAAGAAAAUAGGAAGAGAGAAGAAGAGCGGGGAAGAGCAUAUUUGCCUUUUGCGAAACCAAAAGUUAAAUCUGUUCAAAUUGUUGGAAGAUUUGACUUUCUUUGUUCACUGUGCCCUUCACCUCGUAAUUCAGAAAAGAGAAGAGUUGUACAAAUUAUCUAUUCCUCUUCAUAUUUCUGUCUCAAUUGCUUUUACACUGUAAUCUCCAACACAAACACAAUUGAUCUAGAAUUUGUUGUACAGGCUCAACUUUACCGAUUGAUUGAGCACUUUUUGACGAAAGCCAAUAUAUCAGUCAUUCGCAGAACUGCUGAAACAGAGUUGGCUGUUGCUGAUGCUGUCAAUAUUGAAAAAGGGAUUGCCGAUAAGUCAAAUAGCAAGCUAGUAUAUAUGAAUCUGUGCUCACAGGAGUUAUUGCGUAGAUCAGACAAUGCCAGUUCAAGUAGAACUACCGAAUCAAAUCCUUCUCAGACUUCCGAAUAUCCUUCUGAAGGACUGGUAGAAGAAACCAUUACUUGCUCCAUGGAUACUGAGGUCAACGAAGCAUUGAAAACUGCAGGGCUUAUGCCCGAUUCCCCUCCAAAUAGUCCCAGUUGCCCAAGUUUGUUGGAAGAAGACGAGGGACCUGAUAAUGUCUUUGAAAUUGAUUCUCAUCAGGAACUUGAUAUUUAUGGUGAUUUCGAGUAUAAUUUGGAAGAGAAUGACUUCAUUGGUGCUGGUGCGUUAAAGAUCUCUAAGCCUACCGAAGACUCAAAAAUCAGAGUCGUUUUCUCAACCCUUAGUCCCAAAAAAUCAAUUGGCACUUUGUGUCCCCUGAAUCAUCAGGGACCCACAAAUCAUGAAGCUUUGAACAAUUCAUCUUGCUUGCCCGUGUCUCAGACUAGUCUUGGAGGCUCAACUGUGGACGGUGGAACUGUCAACUGCCUUGACCAAAAUAUUUUGAUCCAUAGAGAUGAAGAACCUUCACCUGAUGAAUGUGAAGAACUCUAUGGACCCGAUAAAGAACCACUUAUUCAAAAGUAUCCUGAGACGGUAGCAGUAAAACCAUAUAAGCAUAUGAUCAAUCACGAGUUUCAUGGAGAAAAUGGCAAUCAUGAGGACAAUCAAAUGGAGAAGGAAUCUGAAGCAGGUGGUGCGAGUUGUGUGGAUAGCCUGGAAGUUUCCAAUGUUCCUCACUGCGCUUCUGUUUCGAAAGAAUCACCUCACCAUUCACGAGCAAGCGAAAAUGCUGCAAAGAAGGAGAAGACAUCUAAGACCGACGUCGAGAAGCAAUCAGAGAGAAAUAACAUUGUGUCAAAGAAGGUCGAAUCCUACAUAAAAGAACACAUCAGACCACUGUGCAAGAGUGGUGUGAUCACAGUCGAAGAAUACAGGUGGGCCGUUGGCAAAACAACUGAGAAAGUUAUGAAAUACCACUCAAAAGAUAAGAAUGCAAAUUUCCUCGUCAAGGAAGGUGAGAAAGUGAAGAAACUUGCUGAACAGUAUGUUGAAGCUGCCCAGCAGAAGGCAAAAAAUUAAUCAGUACAUGAUUGCCGCAGUCCCCAAACAUUAUUGCCUGGAGCAUUUAGCUCCCCAACUUUCAAUUUUGGUGCUAGUCAGUCCUCCUGGAUGGAAACUGUUCAAAAUUCUGUCGAAUGGUUGCUCAACCUGCAUGUGACCACUUAUGCCAUGGGUAUUACUGUCCACUCAUAAAGAAUAAAAUGCUUAAUGAAGUCAGAGGUGUUUGUUCCUGCAUCUUCUUCAGUCAGGGGCAUGAACUGGUAAGGAGAAUAUGUUGUUCCUGCUUAUCUCCAUGCUGGAAACAAUCUCACCUUCUUGUUCACUUGGUGCCAUUUCUCCACUUCUUAUGCUUUCAAUUUCGUUUCUUCUCCGGUCAAGUUCAGAAAUGAUUUUGAUCUUCCCUUGUAGUUCAAAUGGGCUGCCCAUAUUUGAGUUUCUUUCAAUUUCAAAUCUUAAUUUAAUGGUUAAAUUUCUCUGCCUCCAACAACAGUCCCAUCACAUGUAGAGGAGCUGAAAAGAAUCUGUUGCUUUAAAAUUCCCUUGGAAUGGACUGUGGUCCCGAGUUUGGUCAUACUAUUUUAUGGGAGUGAAAGAGGAAUCUGUCUCCAAAAUUUAUUCUUCUAAAAUGAAAUACACUGCAAGGCUUUACUUGAUUAUUCGAAGCACAGUUGCCAUAGGCUGGCAUUUCAAAUGAAAUCUGGAAUUCCAACAGGUCACUUGAUUCAAUAUUAUUAACUAGUUAUCAGAUGCAGUCAUCCUCGGAAUGCAGAUUAUCCUGAUUCUGAAGAAUAGAAGCAGCCAUUUCUUAUACCCAUAGUAGAGCUAUGAGUAGCUGCCUGAUAGAGGCUGAGAAAUAGCAAGGGCCAACAGAAAAAGAGCUUCCCCUCCAAGAAGGAGGGUGGUUCAAUUGCUAAGUACUGUUGGCAACAGCGUACCAAAUGCAAGAGUAAUGACCAACACUCUUAAGAUGCUGUUGAAAGUGGUGAAAUGAAAUUCAUGUUGGAAAUGUUGGGCAUCCUUUCAAGUCUCGUGGAGGUCAUAGGAUUGUGUACGAACUGGUGCUUGUACGUGUGAGAUUUCUAAAAGUGUUAGAGAAGCUGAAAUCUUCUUCUUUCCACUUCCACAGAUUAUGCAAGAUGUUUCAGAUGUAGCAAACUGUCCGCUAUUGUGCUUUCUAAAGUGAACUGGAGAAAUGAUUUUCAAGGUGUCUACCUUUUAAUUUUUAGCGAGGAGACCGGAUAUGAUCUACUUGUGUUUUGCUUUGCAGGAGGGGAUUGUUGAUGUACUAAAAUGGAAGAAGAUCAAAAUCAUGUUGAUUCUGGCAGACAUGAGGCAGAACGACAAAUUCUCCUUUUAAGAACUUUAUUCUAAGUGGACCAAAGUACCCCCGCCAUAAGUGUUAACGCACCAAAAUUAUUUGUUUGUGGGGUCUGAACUCUGAAUGCUGGAAAAAAAUUGAAU